Branchiostoma belcheri (Belcher's lancelet) is the source of this 1043-nucleotide messenger RNA. Its product is annotated as tripartite motif-containing protein 2-like. Gene Ontology annotation, molecular function: translation repressor activity; protein binding; ubiquitin protein ligase activity. The transcript has 6 exons. Bases 1 to 957 code for a protein of 318 amino acids. Gene Ontology annotation, biological process: negative regulation of translation; protein polyubiquitination; proteasome-mediated ubiquitin-dependent protein catabolic process. The record is from RefSeq and is a predicted model, not a curated record. NCBI's taxonomy places the organism in Eukaryota, Metazoa, Chordata, Leptocardii, Amphioxiformes, Branchiostomatidae.
AUGGCCCUGUGGAGAAAGGACUGCUGGAGCCGCUUUGUCCUGGCCCUGGGAGCACUCAUGGCCUGGCUGUUCCUUAGGAUCCUGCCGGUAGCAGUUGCUCUCUGGGGGGGCACCAGGUCGUGUAGUGGGUGUUCGGGAUUUAGCAUCGACCUGAACAGGGACACGGCCGCAGACUCUCUCCUUUCCUUUAGAGAGGGUAGAGCUGGACAGUUUGCUGUCAAAGGUGAAACCGAGGCCUUUAGCGACACUCGUGACUGGGACAAGGUCACCUCCAAGAUGUCGCGGGGUUAUGACAAGGCACAGGAGCUGAAGGCGCUGAGGAGAUUCCUUCUCUUUGUGACCCAGGUUUUGCUGCCCAUGCUGGCACAGGAGCGGAAGGCGCUGAGGAGAUUCCUUCUCUUUGUGACCCAGGUUUUGCUGCCCAUGCUGUUUGGCCUGGCAAUACAGAGGGACGGGAGGGUUCUUGUAGCUGAUCGUGGUAAACACAGCAUUUUCCUGUUUGAGGCAGAUGGGACACUGGUGAAACAGAUGGGAGGGCAGGGGAAGGGGGAGGGACAGUUUGACUUGCCCUGUUUUGUCUGUGUGGAUGAAGAAGACAACAUCAUUGUAGCAGAAAAAGACAACAGCCGUGUUCAAGUGUUUGACAAGAAUUUUAACUUCCAACACAAGUUUGGUCAGAAAGGUAGACAGCCACAGAACAUGUGGGACCCUACAGGGGUGUCAGCUGACAGCAAGGGGAACAUAGUUCUGGGAAACAUUGGAAUGGAAUCUAAUGUAGGUGGUGUACAAUACGGCAAGAAGCUUCAGGUGUUCCGCCCAGAUGGCACCUGGGUGUCCACCAUUAGCAGUGAGGGGGACAAACUGAGCAAACCCCAUGGGGUGGCUGUGACAGAGGAUGGACAUCUGUUUGUAGCUGAUCCAAAAGACCACUGUAUCAGGAAGUACAGAUACAUGUGAGGGACUUGCGUUUUUCUGAGUUGAAGACAAAAAUCAUCAAAUUGUAAGAUAAAUGGGCUACGUCACUAUGUAGACUAAUUUAAGAA